AUGUACACUCAUUCUCAACCUAUGAACGUUCACAGUCAGAUCGCUUCUCCCGGCGUCGACGACGACGUGGCCCCCGCCGAUUCCAUCGACCACCACCAUCACAUUCACUACGAAGACGGCACCCCCACCGUCGUUGUCGAUGACGUCUCUCCCGAAUCCGUCUACGUCACCGCCGGUGUCGCUGCGUCGGAACUCGGGAUUCAGCCUAGUGAUGGUUCGAGUCAGCUCACCUUGACAUUUCGUGGACAAGUUUAUGUUUUUGAUUCCGUUACUCCCGAUAAGGUUCAAGCUGUGUUAUUAUUACUGGGAGGAUGUGAAUUAACUCCUGGUCUGGAAAUGACACCUCAAAACCAAAGGGGUGUGGUGGACUACCCGCCACGAUGUACUCAACCUCAGCGAGCGGCUUCAUUAAGUAGGUUCCGGCAGAAGAGAAAAGAGCGGUGCUUUGAUAAGAAAGUUAGAUAUAGCGUCCGUCAGGAGGUUGCACUCAGGAUGCAACGGAAUAAGGGUCAAUUUACUUCUGCCAAGAAGUCUGAGGGAGGAUAUGGCUGGGAUGGUGGUCAGGAUUCAGGACUAGAUGAUAACCAACAAGAAACCUCGUGUACGCAUUGUGGCACUAAUUCAAAAUCCACCCCAAUGAUGCGGCGUGGUCCAUCUGGUCCAAGGUCUCUUUGCAAUGCCUGUGGGCUUUUUUGGGCAAACAGGUGUAGCCUGUCGCUGUUGAUUAUGGUUGGAACUUUAGAUAUGUUGUGCCACCUUGCCAUUGAUGAAAUAAUUAAUGUGAAGGUGUUUAGUUUGAUUAAGGAUGGAUUGAUAACGAGAUACACAUAUUUUGUUAUGUCGGUGAGGAUGGAGUGGACCAUGGAGGUUCAUCAUUGGCUGAGAUCAUCAGUGAUACCAUAUAAUGGUUGGAGGUUGGCCUGCCUGCAUCCUUGUGGAACUCUGAGAGAUCUCUCCAAGAAAACCCUGGAUCAUUCUUCGACUCCAAUUGAACAGGUUGAAACUGAAGCCAAUGAUUCAGACUCUGGAACUGCCAUUGAUACACACAAUCAUCUUGUUACUUACGCAAAUGGUGGUGAUACAGCAUUGAUAACAGAGCAUUGA
Dovyalis caffra is the source of this 1104-nucleotide messenger RNA. NCBI's taxonomy places the organism in Eukaryota, Viridiplantae, Streptophyta, Magnoliopsida, Malpighiales, Salicaceae. The record is from the annotation of a GenBank genome assembly.